AUGUUUACACGUUCUUUUCUCAGACCCGCUACAAGAGCAUGGACGGUUCAGGCUAAACGUUAUUAUGCAAUAUCGGCCAAGCAAUUGGACUUACUUUCCAAUCACGUCGAUAAAGUCGAUCCUGAGAUGAAUGAACUUCUGAAGGAAGAAAGACAGAGACAGAAGAAAUCGAUCACUUUGAUUCCCUCUGAGAAUUUCACCUCUGAAGCUGUUAUGGACUUACUUGGAUCUGAGUUGCAAAACAAGUACUCUGAAGGUUAUCCCGGAGAGAGAUACUACGGUGGUAACGAGAUCAUUGAUAAAGUCGAGUCAUUGUGUCAGAAGAGAGCUUUGGAGGCCUACGGCUUAAAUCCUGAUAAGUGGGGCGUUAAUGUUCAGGCCUUGUCUGGUGCUCCUGCCAAUCUAUAUGCAUAUUCUGCUGUGAUGAAUGUUGGAGACAGAUUAAUGGGUCUUGACCUUCCUCAUGGUGGGCAUUUGUCUCACGGUUAUCAAACUAAAUCCCAUAAGAUUUCCUUUGUAUCUAAAUAUUUCCAGACGAUGCCUUAUAGAGUCGAUGAGACUACUGGCUUGAUUGAUUAUGACAUGUUGGAGAAAACAGCCACCCUUUUCAGACCAAAGAUCAUUGUUGCUGGUGCCUCUGCAUAUCCAAGGAUUAUCGAUUAUAAGAGGAUGAAGCAGAUAGCUGACAAGGUUGGUGCUUAUUUAAUGUCCGAUAUGGCUCAUAUAUCUGGUAUGGUUGCUGCCGGUGUUACAGAUUCUCCAUUCCCAUACUCUGAUAUUGUCACAACUACCACCCACAAAUCCCUAAGAGGCCCUAGAGGUGCUAUGAUCUUCUUCAGAAAGGGUAUAAGAAGAGUCACCAAAAAGGGAAAGGAAAUUCCUUACGAUUUGGAGGAUAAGAUCAACUUUUCUGUUUUUCCUGCCCACCAAGGAGGUCCCCAUAACAACGUCAUUGGUGCCUUAGCUGUUGCAUUGAAGCAGGCUAUGACUCCAGAGUUCAAGGAAUAUCAAGAGAAUAUUGUUAAAAAUGCCUCUGCCUUUUCCGACUCCCUUAACAAGAAAGGCUUUGAUAUGGUUACUGGUGGUACCAACACUCAUUUGAUUUUGAUUGAUUUAAGAUCUAAGAACAUUGAUGGGGCUAGGGUUGAAGCCGUUCUAGAGAGAAUGAACAUCGCUGCCAACAAAAACACCAUUCCAACUGAUAGCUCAGCCAUGUUCCCUAACGGAUUGAGAGUUGGAACUCCUGCUAUGACAACCAGAGGCUUCAUGGCUCCUGAGUUUGAUAAAGUCGCCGAGUUCAUUGACCGUGCCGUGCAAAUAGCUGUUGAUUUGAAGAGUAAAGAGCAAGGUGGAAAAGCCAAGGAAAAAUUGGCCAACUUCAAGAAAUUGGCAGAUUGUGAUCCUAGAAUCAAGGCCUUGGACGCUGAAGUCGUUACCUUUGCCUCUGAGUACCCUAAUCCAGGAGAUCAUUGA
Messenger RNA from Brettanomyces nanus, 1473 nucleotides. RefSeq names its product glycine hydroxymethyltransferase shm1 (gene SHM1). The coding region runs from base 1 to 1473 and encodes 490 amino acids. Gene Ontology annotation, molecular function: zinc ion binding; cobalt ion binding; pyridoxal phosphate binding. NCBI's taxonomy places the organism in Eukaryota, Fungi, Ascomycota, Pichiomycetes, Pichiales, Pichiaceae. Gene Ontology annotation, cellular component: cytoplasm. Gene Ontology annotation, biological process: tetrahydrofolate interconversion; folic acid metabolic process; L-serine catabolic process. The record is from RefSeq and is a predicted model, not a curated record. The transcript has a single exon.